Molecule: messenger RNA, 438 nt
Organism: Rotaria sp. Silwood2
Lineage: Eukaryota; Metazoa; Rotifera; Eurotatoria; Philodinida; Philodinidae
Source: the annotation of a GenBank genome assembly
AUGGGUUUUGUUGCUUCAUUAACUGAAGAACUAGGAGCAUUAACAACAUCAGCGAAUACAAUCAAAGAAAAAAUAAUAAUCAUGCGAUUUUAUUCUAUGGAAAAAAGUUCACCAUUUGAUAUACAUACAGGUCCUCUCGAUCUUAAAUUUCCUCAUCAUGCCAAUGAAAUUGCUUUAUCUCAAGCUUAUGAUGAUAAUGUUUGCUGCAUUGGUUAUUUUUUAUUCAUCUUUCUGGUAAUAUUUAAUGAAGACAAAACGUCAACAUCAUCAAAAGAAAUUAUUACCAUAACUAAUGCACUUGAAGAUUAUCAUACUGAUGAUAUCCGUCUAUUAUUUUUACUUAAUGAUUUUGAAAAACCAUUAGAUUUUAAUAAUAAAAUAAUAGAAGAAAUUACAGAAUAUAAAGAAUCAAUUAAGUCCACAAAGCAAGCCAAUUGA